AUGAUCUCUGCAAGGCUAGCGUUGGCUAUCGUUUUGGUAGCCGCAAGUGCAGCAUUUGCACAAGUUUAUCCUGCCAGUUCAAUUGAUCCUCUAAACGGAACAUCAUUCAGUACGCCAUUUUAUACACCUCCAGUCACAUACACAAUCACAACUACAUUCCCAAGCGCAGGUCCAACAACGGCAACGGUUAUCUCUGGUUCUGCAGGUCCAUCUCCCGCAACUGGAUCUUAUUCUUUCUCGUAUAAUGCACCAAUUUCUUCUGUAACCGGUUUGGCAAAUCCUGCUCUUUCAAGUUCCCUUUUGGCAAACGGUUUACCUGUCGUUUAUACAAAUGCUUUCCAAGCUCCAACAAAAGAUUUGCAAAUCGUUGACGCUGCUCCGGGUUCACUAGAUAUUCCUUUCUUCGCAAUCGGUUCAAUGGCAAUCGCAGGUAUUUUGGGCGCUCUAUGGAUUUUGUAA
Messenger RNA from Meira miltonrushii, 459 nucleotides. RefSeq lists its product as uncharacterized. NCBI's taxonomy places the organism in Eukaryota, Fungi, Basidiomycota, Exobasidiomycetes, Exobasidiales, Brachybasidiaceae. The transcript has a single exon. The coding region runs from base 1 to 459 and encodes 152 amino acids. The record is from RefSeq and is a predicted model, not a curated record.